CAAGUAGUAUCUAAACGCAACAUCAUGUCAUGUCAAACUUGACAAAAGAAAACAAAAAUGAAAUCGUGUUGUAGAUUUAUUUCCUUAAUAUUAUAAUAAGAAACUGAUUAAAAAUUGUUAUUGAACUACAAAUUGCGUGGAUAAAUAAUAAGGGCGACAAUAAUUGACAAUAUUUGUAAAGUAUCGACAAUACAAACCGAAGUAUUGAACUAUGUCGGACUCUGUCCUAAUAAAAGAGGAGCCUCAAUCGGACACCGAUGACAACACAGCCGAGUCAGCAGAGUUUACCGAGAAAGUAAUUAAAUACGAGCGGCUGGAGAUUACGCCUGAUGUGCCGGACGAUGUAGACGAUCCACUGGGCACAGAUCCUGACACAUGCCACCAAGUAUCAACAUCCUCAACCGCCAACAAUGAAGAACAGGAAAAAACGUGGUACAUAGAAAUAUCCUCAGCGAAGCUAUAUACUUGCACCAUUUGCAAGCAAACCUUCGAUAUUCUAGAUCAUUUAAUAGCACACAGACGAGCUGAACAUGCGACAGAUGUGAAAGAAAAAUCUGUCUCGUGUGACUGGUGCGAUAAGAAAUUUAGAAGAAAUUGUGAAUUAAACAAACACAUCCGUGUUCACACUAGAGAGAGACGCUUUGCAUGCGACCUGUGUGAGAAAAGAUUCAUCCGUAAAGAAGAAUUACAACUUCACAGACAAUUACAUUCUGGAGAGAAACCUUUUUCAUGUGACGAAUGUGAUAAACAAUUCGCUGUCAAACAAUAUCUAACGAGGCAUAAACUAACACAUAAACAAGAAAAUUAUCCUUGCGAUGAAUGUGGAAAAGUUUUCACUGUUAAAAAAUACUUAAACGUCCAUAAGCGUACUCAUAGUGGCGAGAAACCAUUUGCGUGCGAUAUAUGUGAUAAACAGUUUACAUUGAAAGUUAAUUUAAAUAAUCAUAGAAAUAUACAUACUGGCGAUCGGCCGUUCUUUUGUGAAGUAUGUCAGAAGCAAUUUGCGCAGUUAAGUUGCUUGAUCACGCAUAGGAAGAUACACACUGGGGAAAAGCCAUAUGCUUGUGAUAUAUGCGGGAAGCAGUUUUCUUUGAAGUGGCUGCUAGGUAGACAUAAAGAUGUACACGCGCAGAUUACGUAUCCUUGUGAUGUUUGUCAAAAGACUUUUACACAAAAGCGUAGUUUAGCCGUUCAUCAAAAAUUACGUUGUGAUAAAUCUUGAUCGAUUUCCAGAUAUGUUUAGUGACGGCCCAAGUGACCUAAUGAACCGAAACCGGUAGAAAAAUUCAGGAGUUUGGUUGCACAUUUCUUAAGAAAGUUAUAAAGUUUUUUUAAUAUGUUCAGAAACAAGGUAAUUUAUAUAAACGCUAAUAUCUAUUAAACUAGAAACACUUUCUACUGUAUGUGCCGACAACCUCCGAACUCCCAAAAAGUAGUGCUGUGGAAAAGAAAAUGGAUUGGUCAUACCCUUUGAAAAGGAGCUGUGAACAGUGCCAGUAUCGCAUUUGAGUGGCGGCCUCAAGGCGGAAAACGACAAACGCUCCGUACACACCUGGAGGCGGAGCGUAGAGAACGAUCUGUGAGCCGUAGGACUGAGCUGGAACGAGGCCAAGACGGUUGCUCAAGAUAGAAAGGCGUGGAAGGAUCUUGUGGAGGCCCUAUGCCCUCCAGGGUGCCCUAGGACCAACAGCAACAGCUUUCUACUUU
Messenger RNA from Cydia pomonella (codling moth), 1707 nucleotides. Its product is annotated as zinc finger protein 239-like. Gene Ontology annotation, cellular component: nucleus. Lineage: Eukaryota; Metazoa; Arthropoda; Insecta; Lepidoptera; Tortricidae. The coding region runs from base 212 to 1222 and encodes 336 amino acids. The record is from RefSeq and is a predicted model, not a curated record. Gene Ontology annotation, biological process: regulation of transcription by RNA polymerase II. The transcript has 2 exons. Gene Ontology annotation, molecular function: RNA polymerase II cis-regulatory region sequence-specific DNA binding; DNA-binding transcription factor activity, RNA polymerase II-specific.